Molecule: messenger RNA, 438 nt
Organism: Glarea lozoyensis ATCC 20868
Lineage: Eukaryota; Fungi; Ascomycota; Leotiomycetes; Helotiales; Helotiaceae
Exons: 3
Coding region: 1-438 (145 amino acids)
Source: RefSeq, a predicted model, not a curated record
AUGCCCCUCCUAAAAUUCUACACCGUGACAAACCAACUCACCCCCGAGGAAAAAGCAGACUUGGCACAAGUUCUCACAGCUCGAUAUGCACAGAUCAUGCCUGAUUUCUUUGUGAACAUUAUGUUCCACGAAUUACCCGCCCACGAUUUCUACAUCUCGGAGCGUCCCAACCCCGGAAACUUCAUCCGGCUGACGCUCGAACAUAUCGCUGUGAACUGGGACGAGAAAAACACGCAGGAAUUGGAGAGGGCGAAUAAGUUCUUGGAUUUUGUGGGGGAGGUUUUGGGGGACAGGUUUGAGGGGCGGGGAUGGAUGUAUGAAUAUUCUAUUUUGCAGACGUCGAGGGAAUUGUGGAGGGUGCAGGGACUUACACCGCCGGCGAUAGGGAGUGAGGAUAUGAAGGUUUGGGAGAAAGCGGGGAGGGGAGUGAAGUUGUAG